GCGUGCCUGGAGGACGUGGUUCGACCAUCCGACGCCAGAGGAUGCCACACUGCCUGACGGGUACGAGGAAAAGCUUGACACCUUCCGGAAGCUUCUGCUCAUCCGGAGCUGGUGUCCAGACCGAACCACCGCUCAGGCGCGGCGCUACAUCUCGGACUCUCUGGGUCAACAGUAUGCUGAAGGUUUGGUUCUGGACCUGGACGCCAUGUUGGCAGAGAGCGACACCAGGACGCCGAUGGUCUGUCUGCUGUCCAUGGGCUCUGACCCGACGGAAAACAUCGAGAGACUGGCCAAGAACAAGGGGGCGCCGUGCCGUCCCAUUUCCAUGGGGCAGGGCCAGGAGGUUCACGCUCGCAGGCUAUUGGCCGGCAGCAUGACGGACGGCGGCUGGCUCCUCCUCCAGAACUGCCACCUGGGACUGGACUUCCUGGACGAGCUGCUGGAGACGGUCACCGCGGCGACGCCAGAGAGCGUGCACAAAGGUUUCCGGGUGUGGCUGACGACCGACGUGCACGCCAGAUUCCCCAUCGCCUUCCUUCAGUCCUCCAUCAAGUUCACCAACGAGCCUCCUCUUGGGAUGAAGGCUGGUCUGAAGAGGACGUUCAUUGCUGUGACUCAGGAUCAGCUGGAGGUCAGCAGCCUGCCUCAGUGGAAGCCUCUGCUGUACGCCGUGGCCUUCCUGCACACCACCGUGCAGGAGCGUCGUAAGUUCGGUCCUCUCGGCUGGAACAUCCCCUACGAGUUCAACCAGGCAGAUUUUACCUCCAGCAUGCAGUUUGUGCAGAACCACCUGGACGACCUGGACUCAAAGGGAGGAGUGGACUGGAGCUGCCUGCGCUACAUGCUAGGUGAGGUCCAGUAUGGCGGCCGCGUGACGGACGACUUGGACAAACGUCUCCUCAACACCUUCACUCGUGUCUGGUUCAGCGAGAGCACCUUCAGUGACAACUUUUGCUUCUAUCGGGGCUACAGCCUCCCUGGCGUGGCCACAACGGUGCAGGACGUCCUGCAGCACAUCGACGCCCUGCCGCUGCUCGACUCGCCUGAGGUUUUUGGGCUCCACGCCAACGCUGACAUCACCUACCAGACCAACCUGGCCAACGAGACGCUCGGCACCAUCAUCAACAUCCAGCCGAAGGACAGCGGGGGCGGGGCCGGGGAGACCAGGGAGGCCUGCGUGCAGAGACUCGCCGGGGAGAUGCUAGAGAAGCUCCCGCCGGACUACGUGCAGCACGAGGUCAAAGGUCAGCUGCAGAAGAUGGGUCCACAUCAGCCAAUGAACAUCUUCCUGCGACAGGAAGUGGAGCGCAUGCAGCGCGUCAUCAGCAGCGUACGGAGCACGCUCACCGACCUCAGACUGGCCAUCGAUGGCAGCAUCAUCAUGUCGGAGGAGCUGCGCGACGCUCUCGACUGCAUGUUCGACGCCCGGGUCCCUCGCCUGUGGCUGCGGCUCAGCUGGCCGUCUGCGACGCUCGGCUUCUGGUUCAGCGAGCUGCUGGAGAGGAACCGGCAGCUCCACGGCUGGAUCGGCACCGGCAGGCCGGACCAGUUCUGGCUCACUGGCUUCUUCAACCCGCAGGGCUUUCUGACUGCCAUGCGUCAGGAGACCACGCGCGCCAACCUGUCCAGGGGCUGGGCCUUGGAUACCGUCACCCUUAGUAACGAUGUCACCAAGAUGAUGCGGGAGGACGUGUCGGCCCCCCCCCCGCAGGAUGUGGGCGGAGUGUACAUCUACGGCCUCUUCCUGGACGGGGCGGGAUGGGACCGGCGCAGCGCCAAACUCUCUGAGGCCGCGCCCAAGGUCCUCUUCACUCCCCUCCCCGUGGUCCACGUCUACGCCGUCAGCUUCGCCAACAUGGCCGACAGUAAGCGGCAGCCCGGCGGUGGCGGGGGGGUCAGCCUGUACUCGUGCCCAGUCUAUAAGAAACCGCGUCGGACCGACCUGAACUUCAUCUUCUCCCUGCAGCUGCGGAGCGUUCAGCCCGCGGAGCACUGGACUCUGAGAGGCGCCGCGCUGCUCUGCGACUGCAAGUGAUGCUUCCUGCAGCCGCCAUGA
This is a messenger RNA of Cottoperca gobio, 2056 nucleotides long. Its product is annotated as dynein heavy chain 8, axonemal-like. Gene Ontology annotation, cellular component: dynein complex. NCBI's taxonomy places the organism in Eukaryota, Metazoa, Chordata, Actinopteri, Perciformes, Bovichtidae. Gene Ontology annotation, molecular function: minus-end-directed microtubule motor activity; dynein intermediate chain binding; dynein light intermediate chain binding. Gene Ontology annotation, biological process: microtubule-based movement. The record is from RefSeq and is a predicted model, not a curated record.